AUGAACAAGCUGCAAGGCCAGCCCGACAGCUACGACAAGAAAUCCAGGUACCGCUUCGGAAAGACGCUGGGAGCCGGCACAUAUGGUAUCGUCCGCGAGGCCGAGGUCGGCGGAGAAAAGGUCGCAGUCAAAAUCAUCCUCAAGAAGAGCGUCAAGGGGAACGAGCAGAUGGUGUACGAUGAACUCCAGAUGCUGCAGACCUUGAAGCAUCCGCACAUCGUCCAGUUCGUCGACUGGUUUGAGUCAAGAGACAAAUUCUACAUUGUGACCCAACUGGCGACGGGUGGGGAGCUGUUCGAUCGCAUUUGUGACAAGGGCAAAUUCACAGAAAGAGACGCCUCACAGACGAUUAAGCAGGUCCUGGAGGCUGUCGACUAUCUACACGAACGGAACAUCGUUCACCGAGAUCUCAAACCAGAAAACCUGCUCUACCUCACGAGGGAGCCCGACUCCGAACUUGUCCUUGCAGACUUCGGUAUCGCCAAGACUCUGGAGAGUCCUGGUGCUGUCCUGACCUCAAUGGCCGGCUCCUUUGGUUAUGCUGCUCCUGAAGUCAUGCUCAAGCAGGGUCACGGCAAGGCGGUCGACAUGUGGUCAUUGGGCGUCAUCACAUACACCCUCCUCUGCGGCUACUCUCCUUUCAGAUCCGAGAACCUGGCAGAUCUCGUCGACGAAUGUAGGAGCGGCCGAAUCAUCUUCCACGAGCGAUACUGGAAAGACGUCAGCAAAGAUGCCAAGGAGUUCAUCUUGACUCUGCUUCAACCAGAACCGAAACGCCGCGCCACUAGCAAGGAGGCACUCAAGCAUAUCUGGCUCACGGGUGAAACUGCUUCGGACCACGAUCUCCUGCCAGAGAUCAGAGCCUACCUCGCAAAGAUGAAGCUGAAGCGGGGUAUCGAGCUGGUCAAGCUGGGCAACCGGAUCGAUGCUUUAAAGAUGCAAGACCAGGAAGACCCAAGCUCCCCCGACGCAAACGACAUCCCUGCCAACGCCCAGAAUGCUGCCGGGCUAGCCGUCCGAAAUCAUAUCAGAGGUGUGUCACCCGGCCGAGGCCUUGCGACCAGUGAAGCAAAUGAAAAGCGAUCAUUGAGCAAUGCUGCCAAAAGUGCUAUUUUCCGCGAAGUCGUGCUUGCCAAAGUACGGGAGAUGAAGGACAAGGAAAAGACCGACAAGCUUGUUGCCGACGUCACGAAGGAGCAUGAACGUAGGAAGAGUUUCUCCGGUCAGAAGUCGUGA
Messenger RNA from Cladophialophora carrionii CBS 160.54, 1236 nucleotides. Its product is annotated as calcium/calmodulin-dependent protein kinase. Lineage: Eukaryota; Fungi; Ascomycota; Eurotiomycetes; Chaetothyriales; Herpotrichiellaceae. The record is from RefSeq and is a predicted model, not a curated record. Bases 1 to 1236 code for a protein of 411 amino acids. The transcript is spliced from 3 exons. Gene Ontology annotation, biological process: protein phosphorylation; cellular response to oxidative stress. Gene Ontology annotation, molecular function: ATP binding; calcium/calmodulin-dependent protein kinase activity.